Molecule: messenger RNA, 174 nt
Organism: Acaulospora colombiana
Lineage: Eukaryota; Fungi; Glomeromycota; Glomeromycetes; Diversisporales; Acaulosporaceae
Source: the annotation of a GenBank genome assembly
AUGAACGCGUCUAAUGGUAAGGCGUUAUCAUCGAAGAAGAUAGAACGGUACAUUAAAUUUAAGCAUGAAGAACAAAUAGAUUUAGCAAUCAAAAAAGAUCGCGGUAGCGAAAUAUUUUAUGAUCUUACAAAAGGGCAGACAUCGUCAUUCAAGGCAGGUCUAAGGUCCGAUUGA